Molecule: messenger RNA, 3078 nt
Organism: Aspergillus nomiae NRRL 13137
Lineage: Eukaryota; Fungi; Ascomycota; Eurotiomycetes; Eurotiales; Aspergillaceae
Product: F-box domain protein
Exons: 2
Coding region: 1-3078 (1025 amino acids)
Source: RefSeq, a predicted model, not a curated record
AUGGGCAUACUAAGCUCGCAAGGUGGACUUGCCUCGUCUGCCCCAGUGUCGUACAAGACACCGAUGGGAGCGAAGCGCGAGGGUUUCGCAAGUGAUUAUGCGAAUAACGUGUGCUGGUUUGAUGCAGAAGACGACCUCGAGAGCGACGAUGGAUCCAUUUCCCCCGUGUCGGAUCCACGACAGGAUCGGAAGUCAGGAAACCACUGGGCUCGCUUUUUCCCCGAACUCUCAUCGCAUUUCUCACUCGUGUCCCCGAUAAGCACUAUGACGCCAGCGACAUCCUUAUCUCUGUCAUCCGCCGAAACACAGCAUUCCACUGAUCCCAGACCCCACGCUGACGAUGUAGGACAGAAAGCUGGUUCCUGCUCAUCGUCCUCGCCGGAGGGUUCCUCGUGCUACAGUCGGAGAUCAUCGGCAACAAGUCUGGACUCUGGAUCCCCAGGGUCCACUAAAAAGCGGGCUGAUACAUUUUCGAUAGUCUCCCCCGCUGACGCAGGAGUCUUUGACGAUCUGGCGUCAAUCCGACGGCCGCCUUCUCGCCCCUUGGUAAAAAAGCUCUCUGCAGCCGAGUUGAGGAAUAAGCCUCUCCCACUUGAGCCCGCCAUUCGGCUGACCCCACUCUCUGUCCGUCAUAAAGAUCCACCUAAAAUCCGUACCUCUACAUCCGCUAGCCCUCAGAGUGGGAAGUCAAGGCUCUCAGUGGCAGCAGAGGACUUGGAGAACACUCUCUCCGGUCUUAGAGCAGAUUCACCUACAGUCCCUUUACACUUACUGAACGAGCCACUACAAAUUAGCAGAGGCAAAAUGGAGAUGAUCCCGUCGCGCCCAGCACCGCAACCGCCAACCGAUAUGCGACCAAAACGAAAAGUUGAGGCACGUGAAGACGAAAGGGCAAGGAAGAACAAGGGGGCUUUCAAUUUCCAUUUGUCAGGUUUUAGCAGAAAAUACAGCCAUCUACAUGCCCGGUCGUGGAGCAGCCCGAAUAUGAGAUCGGAGGCGGGGUCUUCAGCCGUUCGUAUCCCGGAGGACUCCGACUGCAAAGAAUGUAAGAGCAAAGACGACAUGGCAGGCCUGCCAAGCUUCCCAAAUCCGAACCAGAUCUUGGAGCCUCUAUCCCAGUCCAUUGAAAGGGAGCUGCGGAUGCAGCUUCCGCGGCUGCAGGUAAAGGGGACCAAAACCGCCUGCUCACCAAUCCAGGAAAUAGAGCCCAGUACAGAAAAGGAAGCCAUUCAACGUCCCGAGAAGGUGGAGGCUUCGCAACGCGAAAAAUCACCGGAUCAAGUUAUUUUCAAGGAGAAGUUUUUUGUGUCUAAAAGCAAGAUAACGGUUUCCGUUUCUAAUAAUGUGUCUCACCAAAUGGAGAUAGCGGAGCUCCCGGAAAUGGUCUAUGAGCUCGACGGUGGCGCCCCGGAACCUCACAGGAAGCCUACAAUCUCAGAUUACCUGCCUACCUUACACAUGCCUGGGAACCUGCCUGACAAGGUGGUCCUUGCCUUUUUACGCGAAGUGGGCUCGCUUGACGAUCUUUUUCGUCUUGCCAUCAUUUCCAGACAGUUCUAUCGUGUUUUCAAAGAUCAUGAAUUAGAACUUAUCAAAGGCGCUGUCUUCACAAUGUCCCCUCCCGCGUGGGAGCUACGCGAAAUGAGCCCGCCAUGGAGUACCGAAUGGCAGAUCCUGGUGGACCCCGACAGCCCAGUCCCAGAAUACACCCCUGCUCUGUAUCUUCAGCGCUAUGCUCAAGAUAUCUAUACGCUUGCUCAACUCAAAUUGCUCAUUUUAACUCGGUGUGAAACGUUUCUGCGUCAGGAAACGAUCCGCGGUCUUACAGGCAAAGAUGAUGCGUGCGCCAAGGAAAUUGAUGAUGCCCUUUGGAGAAUCUGGACGUUUUGUCGUAUUUUUGGUAGUGGGAAGAGCCGAGAGGGUGAUAUCGUGGGUCAGGUGGACUGGCUGAACGGGGGUGCUAUGGCUGUGAGCGGCCGCAAGCAUGGGGCCACGGCGUCGGUUACUGAGCCAUUCGGCAUGUAUGACAUUCUGUUCGAACCUCCGACAGGGUUUGGGCAUGGUAACAAAGGCGGACUAUCAAACGAUCAACUGUACUAUAUGACUGAGAUGUGGACCUGCUUGGGCGUGCUCCUUCAACCAAUCCAUGGAAGAUGCAAAGAAGCCCGUGAAGCCGGCAUAUUUGCAGGUCAUCGAGUAACAGAACAGGACACUGCCAGGGCGGCAGCUGUGCUAGAGGAAUGGACGUACUAUGUUCUCACACUUGGCCCUUCAGCAGUUCUGAACAUGGCCUCGACCGGCCCCGGAGGCUGUGCGGCGACUUUGAGAAGAGCCCAGUCUAUCGGUUUGACCAAGUGGGAGUCUUCCGAGUCUGGGGUCAGUCGCUCGGCCUUUCUCAAGGAAGCGGUUUCGAAAGUCUAUAGGUCACGGUGUGAAAGUCCAUGUCAAUGGUCUCCACGAACGUCAGAGGACACUUCCCCUUCUUCUAAUGACACCGGCUCGCCGGCAAGUGCCAAUGCAAGAGCGGCCCAGCUUCAACUAGAAAAUGAACGUCGGAGACAGGCAGCCUACGCUGACCAGCUACGAACCCAACCGAGACGGCCAAUGAACGCAGGCCCCCACUCAUUUUCAGACGAACGCCCCAUCUCCAAAUAUUCCUUCAUCAUGAGCCGCCUUGAAGGUGAGCCAUACGAGCAACGUCCACCAAUGCCUGCACCACCCACGAUGGCGUCUUACGUUGCGUAUUGUGGACCGUCGAGCAGUCAAUAUGCAGUCAAGUCCCGACCGCCCCUUGCCCCGUACCAACAACCUCAGGUCCGCGAUCCUGUGGAUCAGGCUAUUGACAUGAUGGUGCGGGAGCUGGGUUUCCAAGAAGAAGACGCCAAAUGGGCGCUGAAAGUUACCGAUAGCGGCGAAGGGAUCAACGCGAAUGCUGCCGUAUCUCUUCUUAUCAGAGAGCACCAGAAUUACCAACGCAACAACAAUGUCGUUCCUAUGCGAGCAUAUCGCAGUAACAGUAUCUUAUCCUCGGUCAUCGCCAGCCCAGAAUCCAUCAAUUCUGUCUGGAGAUGGGCCUGA